Molecule: messenger RNA, 1002 nt
Organism: Postia placenta MAD-698-R-SB12
Lineage: Eukaryota; Fungi; Basidiomycota; Agaricomycetes; Polyporales; Adustoporiaceae
Exons: 2
Coding region: 1-1002 (333 amino acids)
Cellular component (GO): mitochondrion
Source: RefSeq, a predicted model, not a curated record
AUGCUCCCACUACGGAUAAGCAACGACCUCAAUGACCUUCCACCGCUCAUUCCUUCUUCAGCUCGCUCAAAAAGAGACAGGGUCUCGCUCAAACGCCAGGCCAUGACAGCCCGCGAGAUAAAUACGUUCGACGAGAUGUUUGAGAUCAUUUUCAACGCAUCUUCGGAGCAGAAGCAAGGCCUAGCCGGCUCUUCAGGCAUUGGGCGAGGAUCAUCUUCGGCUCUGGGCGACCUCAUGGGCACAUUACGCCAGCAGUCAAAACAGGUCCGGUGGACAACUGAGGCGGACGAGGAGCUUGAUAGGAAGAGGGAGGAAAUGGAGUUGUGCAAUACAGACCAGCAGCUACUGGACUGGGCCAUGCGGGAAGUCUUCGACGAGUCAAAACGAUAUGAGGACAAUGCGCGACGCUCUGUCAAUGGACCAGUGCAACUCCAACCGGCGUCGUACCCACACCUCGUCGCUCUUCUCAUUCGCACUUUCCGCGAGAAGUAUACAGACCCGCACCUUGCGUUGUCAAUAUUCGACUACGCACGGCACCUCUCGAUCCCAUCAUAUGUCUUCGGGUGCACGACGCCAGCGUAUAACGAGCUCAUCGAGACGCGGUGGUACUGCUUCCGCGACCUGCGGGGCGUAUGCGAUGCGCUCGAGGAGAUGCGCGUGAACGGCGUUGGAAUGGACAACCGCACCCGCAAGUUGGCGGAGCAUAUUCGUCGCGAGGUGGGCGAGCGCGAACUAUGGCAAGAGGAGAGCAAACUUGGCAGCGGGGAGGUCUGGGACAUGCUUGCGCGCAUCGAGCGUUUCACGGCGAGACAGCGGUCCUGGAGACCGCGCCGACACUCUAAUACUGCAUCGGAAAAGAUGUCGCCCCGGCCGAGGAAAGCGUGGUCUUCCGACCAGGAGAGUUGGAAAGCCAAGGCGCUGAACAACGACGAAGGGUCUGACGAGUGGGAAUUUGGUCGUUGGGACGAUCUGAAGCGUGAUAGUCACCCCACAGCACAUUAA